GCCCAGGUUAGCCGGGAAAAGGCGCCUCUGGGGCUGCGAUCUCAUUUCCACGCCGGCCCCCUCCCAGAACCGUGAUGCCAACGCCGCUGCGAGGGACGGAGGAGAGUCGGGGUUGAACCCCAAGCCGAGUUGAGGGCCCGCACUCCUCUAAUUUCCUGGACCUACCCCCACUUGAAGAAAUGAGUGGUGGAUUGGCUCCAAGUAAGAGCACAGUAUAUGUAUCCAACUUGCCCUUUUCCCUGACAAACAAUGACUUAUACAGGAUAUUUUCCAAGUACGGCAAAGUUGUAAAGGUUACUAUAAUGAAAGAUAAAGAUACGAGGAAGAGUAAAGGAGUUGCAUUUAUUUUAUUUUUGGAUAAAGACUCUGCACAAAACUGUACGAGGGCAAUAAACAACAAACAGUUAUUUGGUCGAAUGAUAAAAGCAAGCAUUGCUAUUGACAAUGGAAGAGCCGCUGAGUUCAUCCGAAGGCGAAACUACUUUGAUAAAUCUAAGUGUUAUGAAUGUGGGGAAAGUGGACAUUUAAGUUAUGCCUGUCCUAAAAAUAUGCUUGGAGAACGUGAACCUCCAAAGAAGAAAGAAAAAAAGAAAAAAAAGAAAAUUCCUGAACCAGAGGAAGAAAUUGCAGAAGUAGGAGAAAGUGAAGAUGAAGGGGAAGAUCCUGCUCUGGACAGCCUCAGUCAGGCCAUCGCAUUUCAGCAAGCCAAAAUUGAAGAAGAACAAAGAAAAUGGAAACCCAGUUCCGGGGGCCCCUCAACGUCAGAUGAUUCAAGACGCCCGAGGAUAAAGAAAAGCAACUACUUCAGUGAUGAGGAAGAACUUAGUGAUUAAAAUUUUAUUUUUUAUGUAAAUAUAAUUAAACUUUUAAAAGUCUUGGAGCACAAAGUUCAACUGGGGACUAAAGAUGACUUUAAGAAUUUCAGCAUAUGAAUACUUAAUGCCAAAUAGUUUUCUACUAUAAAAUAGUUAAUAAGAAAUUGAAACAAUUUUAAAGUAUCAUGUUUCUAUCUGGCUUUAGCACACUCAUAAAAAUCAAAGUUUACUAGUAACCUUGAAAAGAGCUAAUUUUAAUAAAAAUAAGGAAACUUAAUAGUAUCAUAGUAAUGCUAUUGUCAUCCCAAGAAAAAAGAUAGUUAUUAAAAGGAGUUGAGAAGUCCAUUAGAAAAAGCUUCAUUUGUGUCUGACUAGUUUACAUGAGGACUUCUGAAAUAAAUUUAAUCUUUAAAACAAAAUGUCACAAAGACUGAAAAGUUGAAUGCUUUAUUGUUAAUAGUAUUAACAAGAGAAUUUUGUAUUUAAAUAUAGUGUCAUCUUAUUUCUUGUAGCUUUUAUCUCAAUCUGGAUAAGUUGUAAAUAUCCAUAAAAUAAAAAGUACAGUAGCUCUAAAAGGCUUGUAAUCAAACACAGCAGUUAUUUGUCUGCUUUGCCUACAGUACGAAAUCCCAUUCCCUAGAAGCAACCACUUAUAACUGCUUUAGCUGUUUCUUUUCAUAUGUCCAAAUAUUGCUAAAUAAACAUAUACUUAAAUGUA
Molecule: messenger RNA, 1533 nt
Organism: Otolemur garnettii (small-eared galago)
Lineage: Eukaryota; Metazoa; Chordata; Mammalia; Primates; Galagidae
Gene: ZCRB1
Product: zinc finger CCHC-type and RNA binding motif containing 1
Exons: 8
Coding region: 180-833 (217 amino acids)
Biological process (GO): mRNA splicing, via spliceosome
Cellular component (GO): U12-type spliceosomal complex
Molecular function (GO): zinc ion binding; RNA binding
Source: RefSeq, a predicted model, not a curated record